Messenger RNA from Aedes aegypti (yellow fever mosquito), 6510 nucleotides. It is a transcript of the gene CycG, whose product is annotated as cyclin G. Lineage: Eukaryota; Metazoa; Arthropoda; Insecta; Diptera; Culicidae. The transcript has 8 exons. Gene Ontology annotation, molecular function: cyclin-dependent protein serine/threonine kinase regulator activity. The record is from RefSeq and is a predicted model, not a curated record. Gene Ontology annotation, cellular component: cyclin-dependent protein kinase holoenzyme complex; cytoplasm; nucleus. Gene Ontology annotation, biological process: mitotic cell cycle phase transition; regulation of cyclin-dependent protein serine/threonine kinase activity. Bases 1595 to 3025 code for a protein of 476 amino acids.
UCUUUGUUUAAACCUCGAUCAGAGCGAAAGUGCUGUCCAGCGUCCUGUGUGACAAAACGCCAGUUUAAAUUUCAACCAUUGUGAAGGAAUAGAAAAAAACGCCAUCAAUAUGGAAUAGGCUUUUGUGUCGUCGUUGACGCAGUGCUCAAGUGCCACCUAGAAAAAGAACCCAUCGAAGUGCUUCCGAUCUUCCGGAAAGGCAUUCGUUUGGAGGAAAUUAGCGAAAUAGUGAUGCAAUAGUAGGCGACACUCCGAAGAAGUAACGCCUUCUAGAUUGGAAGCUAGAUCCGUAAUCCGUGUUUUUAAGUUAAUAAUGUCCUAGCGUUGAGCGUGAGUUUUCAUCGUCUUUCGUCGACAGUGUGCAAUCGGGAAGUGAAUGUGAAAUCAAUCCGUUUUUUCAAUAAUUGUGAUCCUUUUGUGUACAAAAAAGAAGCCAUUUUUAAAACAAAAAUCGCAAUCUUAGGAAGGGACAGAGAGCAAAGCUACCCCAGCGACAAGAGUUUCUAUCUACUAGUCGGUCGGUUUUUUCAAACAGCAUCAGUAAACAGAAGAAGAGCCGAACGCAAACGCGAAUCGCUUGGAAAAAGACUGCUAAAUCGAUCCCCGAAAAGCCAGCAAUAAAAGAGUGCAUCAGAGAAGUGUGAGGAGCCGAAGUGAAGAGAGUGACGCGAGAGCCGACGAAUGAUGAUGAUGGUCAACCGGAGGUGAAAGUUGAGAAACACAUCCAACAAACAUCUGUGAUAUAUGUGUAGAUAUUAUUUUAAUUUAUUUUACAAAAAUAUAUAAUAUACAACACACAUCGCAACCACCGCCACACCAUCUUCGUGAGGACGAACAACAACUCGCCUCCACGAAAAAUCAUCAGAGUUCAAAUUAUCGUAACUUUACAUACACAAAAAAGCGAAAAGUACGGAGAACGACUCAUAACUUGAUUCCAAAGAUAUUUUCCUACUAGCUGUUAUUUGUAACAACAAACCCGUUGCCAUCUCUAAACAAAGUAAGCUGAAAACACCAUACCCGAGGAAAAGAAAAAAAGCUCAUCAUCCUAGGAGCCCGUGCAAAAAAAAAACAGCCCAUUGUGUGACCUGCGUUUUAACGGUCAUAUCGGUUCGGUCGACGAACGGAACGAAACGCCGAAGCCAGGGGAAAACAUAACUCGGAAAAUCUCGCCCCCAAACCACGACUGGUGGUGACAAACAAACACAGUCGGUUGUUUUGUUACUGCACCAAAGUACAAAACUGGGCCCAUAAUCGGUAGUAGUAAUGUCAAUAUACAGCUUUACCAGCUGAACAGGGUAUGAAACAACACACGAAGGAAAGCUGUUCGUCGUACAUCAGCUGAGUGUACAGUUAGUACAAUUACAAACGCCACUGUAGAGAGUGUGUGUGCACUCCAGACCUACUACGCACACUCGUGCACAUUCCAUGACGUACUAGAUCCAUCGGAACCCCGAGCUCUGCGAAACCUCACUGGGCCCGUCAUUGUAGAAUCUAAUAUCGAAUCGAAUAGUUCUUUGUUACUGAUAUUGGGGUGGUGAAACAAAAGUGAGAGCCACAAUCACGGAAGCAUCCGGGUACUAGGCCAGCCCUCAGUAUGUCUGUCCCUGUACGCUGCUAUUCUGUCGAUACUAUGAACAAUACCAUCGACCAGCAACAGCACGUCGGCAUCGGCUGUGGUGGCAACGCCCGUAUGGAUGACGACGAGCCGAUGAUGCUGCGCAAGGUUCAUGUAUCAGAGGAGAUGCAACAUAAUCAGCGGAUGUUGUUAGAGGGCCGGCUUGGGACACCGGAUGCUGCUGAUGCAGUUCUUAUGGAGUCGCAGGAGGGCGCUCAGGCCACCGGCAACGGCUACGGCCUGACGACCGGAGCGACCACCAGCAAUGGCAGCCACCUCGCCGGAGGUGGCCCACAGGACUUGGCCGGAGCCAAGUCGCUAUCCCCACAGAAACAGUCUCAUUCGACGUCGCCCCUGCAUCAGCAGCCCCAAGCCCCACAGCAGCCAGCCAUGUCGUUCGAGCAGAUGAUGGCCAAGCUGAGCGAACUGCUCGCCUUGGAGCCCAAGUACCAGCCGAACCUCUACCUGCCACAGCAGUCAUGCAAUGGCGAGAUCACCAUCGGAACCCGGGACGGGGCAGCGCACGUGCUGCGUUGCCUCAAGGUCUGGUACGAACUGCCGAACGACGUCCUGUUCGCGGCCAUUAACUUGGUCGACCGCUUCCUGACCAAGAUGAAGGUCCGUCCGAAGCACAUGGCCUGCAUCUCGGUCAGCUCCUUCCACCUGGCGGUGCAGCAGUUGAACCUGCCGCAGAUUGACACCGAAGAUUUGGUCGCUAUUUCACAGUGCCGUUGCACGUCACGUGAUCUAGUGCGUAUGGCGGACAUUGUUGCCAACAAGCUCGGUGUCCAGAUGAACAGCGCCCCGGUGACGGCCCUCUCGUUCAUCCGGCUGUUCUACUACAUCUUCGAGAACGCCGCGAACGCCCUCGGGCUGACGGACAUCUUCGCGUCUGCCGUCUCGCUGGCCGACCUGGAAAUGCGUCUGGAGAUUCUGGCCUGCGAUGCCAGCUGUGCCAGCAUCCGCCCCUCGGAGCUGGCCCUGGUCAUGAUCUUCACCCAGAUGGAUGCCCACGUCAGUGCGAACAAGGAACACGGGCUGUACAACCAGCAGAUCCACGAUCUGGUGGACUACGCCAUCCAGCUGCAAAAGUUCUGUCGGAUCCCCGACAGCAGCUUCUUCUACAGUCACAGUAUUGUCGCCAAGAUCCUGUCGCAGUACAACGGCCAGCACAAGAUGCCGUACAAGCAGCGGCUCGUCUGGAAGUUGUCGUCCCGCACGAUGAAGGUGCUGCGCCCGACCGACAAGCUCACCUCCUACCUGCCCACCAUCGCGGAACAUCACGCUCACAACAGUCACGUUAACAAUAGUAACCUUAGAUUUAGAACCGGCAGCGUCAGCUCGGAAGAUGACGGCGAAGAUUGGCCCACUUCACCCAUUGUUGCAGUUUGUGAACAGUUUGACGAGUAAAACGAUCCCCAGUCUUUCGCGUACACAUAUAGACAGAGACGCUCUCGCGACGAGAUCGCGAGUUAUUCGUUUCGGAGUGAUCGUUCGAUCGUUAAUUAGUGAGUGUUGUCGUCGUCGUCGAACGAAAUCUAGCAAAAAAACACAUAGAGGAAGAAAACCGGAAUUAUUUGGAUAGCUACUACAAGUUUAGGAAAAUUAUUUUUUUGGUUUUUUCAAACCCAACAAGUAACACAACACAAAUCGUGACUAGAAAAGUGUUAUAAAUUGAGCGUUGAUUAAAGGAAGCGAUUCCCCCCGCGGACGGGUCGGUGAAACAGAAAACAGAAAAAACUGUGUGCACGGUGUUUCUUUUCUGAAAGAAGACAUUCUUUUCGGGAGAAGCGAAAUACCGGCGGAGAGGUGGACUCUUGGUGGCGGAUAAUCGGAAGUCCGAUCGAGUGAGAGUGUGAAGAAGACUUAACGGAGAAGAAGUGGAGGCGAAUUGCGAAGCAGCGGAGAUUCGCACGUUUCAGUGGUCUGGUGUGGUGUGGAUUCUACUGAGAGCGUGGAAAGUCAUCACUAUCAGUCGGAUAGUACAGUGUGGUGUGUCAAGUAUUCUGCAAUCCCUAUCUGGUCAACAAACAAGAACGUGCUGCAGAGGCGGAGGCAGAAUAAACGGAACUUGCAGGAAAGAUCCGUGUGUGUAUGCUGGAUUCUCAACGGAGAAUCACUAACAUUACAUCAAUCAACAACAAAACAAAACAUCAAAAAAAUCUACGUUUAACUACAUAAACACGCACCCUGGUGAAGACAGAGCGGAAACGUCGGUGACGCAGUAGGCACUGGAGGUUUGACAGUGCGAGAGAGGAACGAACGGACCAAAACCAUCGUGACAGCAGUUCUUCGGAUCACACGUCGAGGCCUUCCCCGGAAACCGGCCGUCAUCGCACGUCGCUUGUCGACGCGAGAGUGUUCGCUAGUAAGCAUUAUAUUAUACUUUUUUGAUUUUAACUAGAUCUAAUUAAAUACACACAUUUAAUUAAUCUAAGGAAAAGUUAAAGCAAAAUCCACAAAGAAAAAAAUUCAACAAAAUUCUUGAAAAAUCCCAUACUAAAAAGAACAAAACAGAAAGAAAAAGCAUAAAAGAAAAUCAAAAAAAGUACAAAAUAUACAAAAGGUAAAAAAAUCUAGGACAUAGGUGUUUAAAGAAAACGUAAAAAUCAACCUAAGCAGAAGCAGGCGAACAUCCAGGAAAAGAACGAGAAUUAUUCGAGAAGGUUUAACAACAACAAAGAAAACUAGCGGACUUGACAUUGAAAACAGAAAAUCUCACACAAAGAAGUUGAAAAUCGUGACAGCAAAACAGCAAAACAGUUUAUCACAAAAAAGCCAGUACUGAUUGUGUUAUUAGAUAUUUUACGCAAUAAAGCAUACAAAACAAACCUUAUAAUAAUAAAACAGAGAACGAACAGUUGUAAAGCUUGUGUAAUUUUUGUAGUGGAAUUUCUCUCAUUUCUUCUUGCAAAGCAAAACGUUAAUUCACUUCUAGAUUCCAAACGUGUAAUAAAUCAAGUAAACAGAUAAGUUUCCUCUAAUCAAGCGCAAAGAAACAAUACAAGCACGUUGCGACCGGAGCUUCAAAUCCGGAAGUAACGAAGAAAAAUAUCAAGUUAUAUUAUCUAACACAAAAAAACACUGAAAAAAGGUAAAAAUUCAAGCCAAAAAAAGCAAGUCAUUUCAAUCUGUGUAGUAGUGAAAAUUGUCUAAUCGCUUUCUAUUAAACGAAACAAAAAAGAAAUCGAAACACACAGCUAUAAACGCAGUUGAAAAAAUACAUAAACAAAAGAAAAAAUAGUAGAGAAUUAAACUACAAAAAAUAGUUAAUCAAGUCAGAUUCAAACCGAAAAGGGAAAAAAAGCAGAAUUCAAAGCUUAAAAGGCCACAGCGCGCGUUUGUGUUUUUGACGUCGUUGUUGUAGUAGUAGUAGAAGCAACUGUGAGAUAGGAGUCCAGACCCCAAGUCGUCGCAUUAUCAAAAAAAAAAGAACAAAACGAAACAGGAAAAUCUCUUUUUCCGCGUCCUCCACUUAAUCGCAGGGGAGAGAAACCCACGAACCGAACAAAUGGCGAUGAACGUCGUACUGAUCGUGGUCUUCGCGGUAGCGACGACUUCCUCCGGUGGAAGUCGCCCUUCGCGAGGAAACAGCCGAAAGAAGAAAACUUCGUAACGAAGGCGGGGAUGGGGUGGUUGGGUUUCCGAUUGGAAACGUUUCGAAGGCGCAGCUCACCGUGGCAUCGAUGGACCGAUGGACCGCUCCGGAAGCAAAACCUCUGUUCUAUCAUUUUUUUAUUUCACUGUUGUCUGAUCUCGAAUACUUUCGGCGCGCGUUCGAGUCGGUUCAAGCCUCGUGUGAGCGGUUCGGAUACCCAAACAUCUCAUCCCCACCAGUUCGUGAAAAAUUAACAUAAAAUACCUUUAGUAAAAUGAAGAAACAAUGAAACAAAUCUUGUCUCUGAAAGUAUAAAAAAAGAUGAAAAAAUUAAAAAGCAAACUGAAGAAUAUAGUAUUUUAACUAUUAAAUAUUAAUUUAUAAAGCAAAGUUAUUGUGAUUCGAUUUAUUUAAAACGUAAAACCCGUCUCAUAGGCAAAACGCGGGCGGUACGGAGCAAACUUUACACAAGAGAAAGCGAUUGCUAAAAAAGAAACAAAAGAAUCAGAAAAGGAUAUCUUUUUUGUGUAAGUCUGUUAUUUUUUUAGAAAAAAGCAAAACAAGGCAAACACUAUUAUACAUAAACAUUUGUGUACCUUCCUUUCUCCCAUUUUUUGUAAAUUAUUUUCCUGUUUUUAAACAAAUUAUUUAUUUAUGAAACAAAGAAAAGAAAGUGAAAAAAACAAGUGCAAACAAACUGAGAGAGACACUCACUAACUUAUAGAGCAAAGUGACUACCAGUCAGCGCAGAGCGAAAUCUAAAAGAAAAAAAGAGAGAGAUAUAGAAGAAAGCAACUGAGCAUAAACCGAAAAAGAGAUUUUUAUCCACCUAAUUCCAUCGCGCGUGUGUUAGUUUUGUUUUCUAAACUAAGAGAAAACUCAUCCAAACCGAGCAAGCAGAUUAGAAGAGGUAGAAGCACUUCAUAAUUCUCGUUCGCAUAGUUUUUAUUUUUUGUCGUAAAUCGUGUAAUCGUACUUCCAAAAAAUACAAAUCUUUUUUAUACAUAAUAUGUGUACGUAUAUUUUCCUUACUCCUCCCGUACUCCCCUUCUCAUUCCCCCUCUUGUGUUCGUUUUAACCUCGCACUUUUCCACACGGCGAAACCAAUCCGUCUUCACUGGUUUGGGGCGGAAGUUCCGUGUGCGCAGAAUCGGUGCGCUAAUCUCUAUUGCGUUUUUUUACGUCGACAUCCCCCAACCACCCCUCGACAUCCUCCCCCACCAUCGUAAUUAAUAUAUACAAUUGUUUAGAAUUAGUUGAUAAGAAGCAACAAACUGAACGCAGAGAAGUAGGAGAG